Molecule: messenger RNA, 1077 nt
Organism: Capsicum annuum
Lineage: Eukaryota; Viridiplantae; Streptophyta; Magnoliopsida; Solanales; Solanaceae
Product: COP9 signalosome complex subunit 8
Exons: 5
Coding region: 232-825 (197 amino acids)
Biological process (GO): protein deneddylation; COP9 signalosome assembly
Cellular component (GO): COP9 signalosome
Source: RefSeq, a predicted model, not a curated record
AAGUGAGACAAAGACAAACUUAAGCACACUAAAAUUAUUUCUUUGGACGAAUAGCAAACACAAAAAUUAAAGACGAUCCAAAAAAUAGGAGCAAUUGGUGCAAAAUCUUCGUGUUUUAAAUAGGCCAUAGACCAAAAGCCCAAAACUACAUUGUAAUUCUAAUCACCUGUGAAGAGUCGGUAACAUUAGCAGAGUAGAAGAGAAAUCAACGAGAAAAAGUAGUGCCCUUCAAUGGAUACUUCUCCACUCAACGAAGCCCUGGCCUCCAAAUCCUACGACAAAAUUGCUGAUAUCUGUGACAAUCUCAUUCUCCAGGGUGCUGCUGAAGGCAUUGAGUUUCAAGACGAAUGGCCGUACGCGAUUCACCUUCUAGGCCAUAUUUACAACAAUGACAUUAAUAGUGCAAGAUUUUUGUGGAAGAGGAUGCCUGCAGCUAUUAAGGAGGCACGGCCGGAGGUGGUGGCGGUGUGGAGGAUUGGGCAGAAGCUUUGGACAAGGGAUUAUGCCGGUGUGCACGAGGCGAUUCGUGAGUUCAGCUGGAGUCCCGAGGUUCAGCCUAUUGUUGCUUCCUUUGCAGAAUUAUACAAAAAAAGAAUGUUUGAGCUCCUGCUUGCUGCUUAUUCAACCAUUAGCACACAAGACUCGGCUCACUUCCUGGGAAUGAAUGAAAAUGAUGCUACAAACUAUGUGCUGCAACAGGGUUGGGUAUUGGAUUCGGCUUCUCAAACGCUUACUGUGAAGAAACAGGCAGUUGUAAAAGAACAGAAGUUGGACCCCAGUAAAUUACAGCGCUUGACUGAGUAUGUGUUCCAUCUGGAGCACUAAAUCAGUUUGUUGGUUCCCAGAUUAGGUGUUUUCGUUACUCUAAAUAGUUGGAGAAAUUAGGUGGCAAAAUUUUAUAGCAACAGAUCUAAGCAUGCUUCGAUGAUUAUUAUGGUUCUCUCUUGAUAACUAUAUUACUACCAUGAAAUCGAGAAGAACACAGUUCUUUGAAAAGUUUUCUUUGUUAAGGGGCAUUAGUAGAUAUCAAACAAUGUUGAACAAUCUUCUUUUAGUUAUUGAAGGUUUUUUCUUAAA